Dissoconium aciculare CBS 342.82 is the source of this 309-nucleotide messenger RNA. RefSeq lists its product as uncharacterized. Bases 1 to 309 code for a protein of 102 amino acids. The transcript has 2 exons. The record is from RefSeq and is a predicted model, not a curated record. NCBI's taxonomy places the organism in Eukaryota, Fungi, Ascomycota, Dothideomycetes, Mycosphaerellales, Dissoconiaceae.
AUGGUCAGCAAGAUUCUCUUCUGGUCAGGCUUCGGCCUUGCGGUCCGAUUCUGGCAACUCGGCAUUGAGAUGCGACCUUUCUUCCAGAAAGAGAAUUGGCUCAUCUAUCCUAUCUACGGCGGACUCGGCGCUUCGUUCGGCUACUGGUUGCAAGGAGUGGAGAACAAACAAAUGCGGAUCCUGAAUGAGACUCGUGAACGAUUACUGGAGAAGCGGAGGAGAAGGGCAGAGCGCGAAGGAGGUGUGAGUCCUGGUACCAAGGAGGAAGGUUUAUUCCCAGCUGCGCCUCAGAAUGCCAAUCACGCAUAG